Durusdinium trenchii is the source of this 2040-nucleotide messenger RNA. NCBI's taxonomy places the organism in Eukaryota, Dinophyceae, Suessiales, Symbiodiniaceae. The record is from the annotation of a GenBank genome assembly.
AUGCUUGACUUAGUAGUGGGUGAAUGGUCAUCAAUCAAUCAUUCACGGCAGGCGGUCAUCAAGCUCUUGCACCACCACCUAGAACUGCUUGCUCAGAAGGGACUGGACAAGUUUAUUCCAGGUUGGCGGAGACAGAACGAUCCAGUGUGUGAUCCGGACUCACGUGCUCCUUUGCUGCGAUUUGUGGCGGAUGAGGAGGGUUUGCAGAACCGUGCGCUGCAUUUUCUGUUCAGCUUUGCCGGUCUGAGAGGAGCCAUUACUCCCGAAAUCUGUCAUCCAAAGUGGAACUGCUGGAAGCGGUCCAAAAAACAUGCUGGUCUUGAAUACGAUAUUUUACGCUUGACGAUAGCUGCCAACUACUCUCACGGUACAAAGUUGACAGGCGAGCGACAGUCCAAGAUGCGUGGGUACUUGAAGAGUUUUUUGGCGAAGCAGAGUGAUGAAUACUUUCAAGACUUGGCUGAUGAAAUUAUGACGGAUCGGCGACGGGAAUCCAGCGGGCUGACUGCAGCAGACGCCCGGGAUCUUGUAGAGGAAUACCUGGACUGCCCCUCCAUUCGGCACAAAGGAGAGUUUGUUAAGAACAAAUCCUGGUUUGGCAUCCUGAACGUCUUGGCAUUGAUGGUUAAAGACUGGUCAAUUCUGCGGGAAGCCUCCCAUGCCAUUCUCCAAGAGUCUGCAGGCAGUGUCGUUGAUGCCGAGGCCGGUGACGAUGACGGCGGCGGUGAUGACAAUGCUGAUGAUGAACAGGAUUCCGACAACGCUGAGGCUGAGGUGGGUCCAGCUGGUCGUGAUCAGCCCUUCAAAAAGAAUGAGCUCUACAAAGCCUACAAGAACAAAGGUCCGCGCAAAAUGUUUUGCGACAUUAUGUCAACAGACAACCUUCGGGCAGUUGCAUGUAUGAUUGUUGCAGUGACGCGCCCCCUGCACAAACAGUAUGUGUCAGACCUGAAAGCUCAGCAGGACUUAGACACUAUUCUCCAGUGGAACGCUGAUCGGUCUUUGGGAAGUUCUAUGGGGACUGUGAUUGCUAUCGCGCACAAGCAGUCGAGCUUGGACCUUUGUAUAGAAAUGAGGGUGGCAAUGCGCUGCCGUCCUCCUGUUGAUAUCACCGACGUGCAGGAAGACGUUUUGCUGACAGAGAAGGCUUCCAAAUUUGCGAUGGAACUAGCUGGCAGUUUUGCGUGGAGUGAGCAGUUCUGUCAAAUGACAUUUCCUUUGGCCGCGGCCGCACUUCUUUCUGAUGACGUCCAGAAAAGAACACGAGGUAUGACGCAUCUCAAGAAAUUGGUAAUGGCCAUCAACAAAGCGGAGGCUUUGUUAGCAACCAGGCCCGAUCUGCAGGGCUUGUUGGAUACACUGGCGUUUCAAGAGGAAACUCUGGCAAGGGAGCUCAUGGUGCACCUUGAGAGGGGUGGGUUCCAGCUGAAUCAUGAAGAGACCCAAAAAUGUCAGCAAGUGAUGAGAGAGUUUUGCUCUGGCACUUCCUCAACAAAGGAGAUAUUGGAAUCCACGUUUGGCCACCUUUCAUAUGUUUCCAAUGCUUCCAACAAGAACAAGCGGAUGUCGACCAUGGGGACAUGGUUUUAUGCGGCACCCAGCCCGUACGUGGAUAGUUCUGGCAUGACUCAGUGCUUGCCGACUGAGCGAGAUUGGCUGAAAGCCUGCUCUGACUACGGAGUGGCAAGCAAAGAGUCAGCAGCACUUUUUUGGAAAGCAUUUCGCUCAGAGGCGACCAAGCUUCCCCGAGCAGAAGGAGUCAACAUACCGGUCACGGCAAAAGGUGUGCAAAAAACACAGUGGCGAUUGUCUGGCCCAGCCUCUCACUACAACAGAAGUGCAGCGGCAGCGUACUUGCUUUUUGAUGCCCCUACUGGAUUUGUGAAUUGCAGUUUCGCAUGGGCAGGAGUUUUCCUGAUGCGUGGUGAAAUCUUCCUGGAGCCUGAAUCUGACGAGUUUUACCUCAGCCUAGGCUUCCAAGGUUGGGCUGCGCUGGGAAUCAAAUUGGAUGUGCAUUUGAUUGGAGACAAGGACUCUUAG